Molecule: messenger RNA, 1076 nt
Organism: Raphanus sativus (radish)
Lineage: Eukaryota; Viridiplantae; Streptophyta; Magnoliopsida; Brassicales; Brassicaceae
Product: fatty acid desaturase 4, chloroplastic-like
Exons: 1
Coding region: 23-898 (291 amino acids)
Source: RefSeq, a predicted model, not a curated record
UUGAUAUCUUCCACAUCAUCGCAUGUACUCCCCUACAAUGGCUGUGCCUCUUCAAACGAAGUACACUUUGAGUCCCAUCACAAACAACAUCCCAAGAAGCCAUCGUCCGUCGCUUCUCCGUGUACGUGUUACGUGCUCCCUUACCCCCGGCAAGAAGUCUCAUCGUCCUAACCAUGAGAAGCUCGUUCUUGAGAAACGCCUUGUGAAUCCUCCUCCCUCCGACGACCCAACUCUACAAUCUACAUGGACCCACCGGUUAUGGGUCGCAGCGGGUUGCACCACCGUUUUUGCCUCUUUUGCCAAAUCUGUUAUUGGAGGGUUUGGUUCUCAUCUCUUGCUCGAACCACCUUUAGCCGGGGUCGCAGGAUACAUCUUAGCUGAUCUUGGCUCUGGUCUGUACCACUGGGCCAUCGAUAACUACGGUGACGAGUCAACGCCUCUAGUAGGAACCCAAAUCGAAGCAGCACGAGGUCACCACAAAUGGCCUUGGAUUAUCACCAAACGACAAUUUGCAAACAAUUCAUACGCUUUGGCCCGUGGCAUGACCUUUACGGUUCUUCCACUAGUUCUUGCAUGCAAUGAUCCGGUGGUUCAUGGCUUUGUGAGCACGUUUGCAUUUUGUAUAUUGCUUUGCCAACAGUUUCAUGCUUGGGCUCAUGGAAGCAGGAGCAGCCUUCCACCUCUAGUGGUGGCGUUUCAGGACAUGGGGCUUCUUCUUUCACGGAGACAACACGUGAAUCAUCACAGGCACCAACUUACGUAUAUGAGUUACUGCAUAGUUAGUGGGGUGUGGAACAAUAUUUUGGAUGAUAAUAAGAUCUUUGAGGCAUUGGAGAAGGUGUUAUAUGUCCAGUUUAGGGUGAGACCUAGGUCAUGGAGCGACCAAAACUCCGAAUGAACAUAAAUAUUUGAUACCUCCAACAACCUACCAUACAUUUUAAUCCUCCAGAAAACAUUAAUUUGAUACAAUUUCUUAAUUAUCAUCUUUUGUUUUAUCUUAUAUCCAUUGUUGUAAUAAUGUUCAAUUGUUCAUGUUCCUGUUGAUUGUCUCAUAAAAAAACACGAAGUUUUUUCCU